Molecule: messenger RNA, 339 nt
Organism: Macrosiphum euphorbiae (potato aphid)
Lineage: Eukaryota; Metazoa; Arthropoda; Insecta; Hemiptera; Aphididae
Source: the annotation of a GenBank genome assembly
AUGCACUACGUGCCGGACUACACUGCCUCCGUGCACUACAUGCCGGACUACACUGCCUCCGUGCACUACAUGCCGGACUACACGGCCUCCGUGCACUACAUGCCGGACUACACUGCCUCCGUGCACUACAUGCCGGACUACGCUGCCUCCGUGCACAACAUGCUGGACUACACGGCCUCCAUGCACAACAUGCUGGACUACACGGCCUCCAUGCACAACAUGCCGGACUACGCUGCCUCCAUGCGCUACAUGCCGGACUACGCUGCCUCCAUGCACCAAACCUCCGCCGAUUUUGGCAAUACAUGUCGAAAUCGAACUAACCACACGUGCCUAACGUAA